Molecule: messenger RNA, 2345 nt
Organism: Chinchilla lanigera (long-tailed chinchilla)
Lineage: Eukaryota; Metazoa; Chordata; Mammalia; Rodentia; Chinchillidae
Gene: Gins3
Product: GINS complex subunit 3 (Psf3 homolog)
Exons: 3
Coding region: 430-1080 (216 amino acids)
Biological process (GO): mitotic DNA replication initiation
Cellular component (GO): GINS complex
Source: RefSeq, a predicted model, not a curated record
UACAUAAUGCCUUCAUUUAAAACCCCCACGUGUUGCAAAACAUUUUCAAUUUCAUAUAAACAUUUAAAGGACCAUAUGUACAUAAUCUGGUAUGAACGACGCUGCAGCUCAACUGGCGGCCCAACUUCCAGGUAAAGUUCCGGCGCGAGGCUGCAGGAAGAGGGAGGGGAACUUCCGGCGGACGCACCCUGCCCUGCUGUCUCCCAGGACCUCAUUCGCAGACUUUGUCGAUUGCUUCUGUCUGGCUAGUGGCGGGCCCGCUCCGAUCGACUGCUCGAGUCUGGCCUCUCCCCGAGCGCGGGAAAAUGAAUUUCACCCAGCCGGGCGGCCUCAGCUCGCUCCUGGACUCUGAGGAUCCUGCUCAGCCUCACGCUCCUCCGGGUUCCACUCGAAUCACACGAAAUAGGCGGAGGAGCUCGGGUCGCCUCCAUGUCCGAGGCUUAUUUCCGGGUGGAGUCGGGCGCGCUGGGACCUGAGGAGAACUUUCUCUCCCUGGACGACAUCUUGAUGUCCCACGAGAAGCUGCCGGUGCGCACGGAGACGCCCAUGCCGCGCCUGGGCACCUUCUUCCCGGAGUGGGGCGCGGGCGCCGGGCCGGACCGCGCGCUGCCGCAGGGCUCAAAGCUUGAACUCCCUUUGUGGCUGGCAAAAGGACUUUUUGACAAGAAGCGGCGCAUCCUUUCCGUGGAACUUCCCAAGAUCUACCAACAGGGUUGGAGGACUGUAUUCAGUGCAGAUGCCAAUGUGGUGGACCUACACAAAAUGGGACCCCAUUUCUACGGGUUUGGCUCCCAGCUCCUCCAUUUUGACAGUCCAGAGAAUGCAGAUAUAUCCCAGUCUCUGCUGCAAACAUUUAUUGGACGUUUUCGCCGCAUCAUGGACUCCUCUCAGAACGCUUACAACGAAGACACUUCAGCCCUGGUAGCCAGGCUGGACGAUAUGGAGAGGGGCUUAUUUCAAACUGGGCAAAAAGGACUGAAUGGCUUUCAGUGUUGGGAAAAGGGACAGGCUUCCCAAAUCACAGCUUCCAGCCUCGUUCAGAAUUAUAAGAAGAGAAAAUUCACUGACAUGGAAGACUGAAGGUCAGAAGAACACAGAAUUGCCCCGGGUGGGCUGAUGCCUCAUGUGUCCUUACUAAGACCUUCUUGACCUUGUUCAGGACCAAAUUGUGUCACACUUCGUAGGUUAUAACCUGCAGCAGUCUCAGGAGUUGAGACCAUCUUGUUGGGAUGGGAUGUCCCGAAGCCCCUGGUCCUCUAAUCUUCCAGGACUGUCCCACCCUGCUAACCCACAGCCCAGGCCUUUUGACCUCAGAAUGCGCAGCUAAAGAGAAAUCAGAGUCUGUCCUAACUAAGGUCCAAUGACAUACACAUUCACAGUUGAGUUGAAGUUGGUGUUCUUGUGUCUGGGAGUUUAGACAGCCUCACAUGUCCAGUGUCACUAGCUGCAGAGGACAGGUAUAAAUUGGGUCACCUUUGCCUGUUCACAGAAUGUUCUGUUGAGGUUUUUGCCUCAUCUUCCUCAUGCUCAAACAAAGACUAGCACGUCCUGGUGCUUGCCUGACUUAAAAAGCUCUCCUGCUGUUCACCUGUGGAGAAUUACCCUAAUUUCCAAAAACAGUCCCCAAAAAGAAGGAGAGGCAAAUGAAUGGCAUGGCAGAAAAGAGAAGAUAUUACUUUUGUACUCUAAGAUCAGGGCUUUGUGAACCAGAGUCACAUCACUGCAGUCAGCCUGGAGGAGAGGUGGUUAAAUUGAGCUUGUGUUUGUCUCUGCAAUCUUUAGCGCAUCCACACACUUAUUCCAUUCUGCUCCAGGAAAACUGUCAGGGACUCAUUUGGAAUUGCAAAGUAGUUAUUAAGGGUGUUAACCAGCCUUUGCUACAUCUGAAAAUCAGGAUUGGAGCCCUGUGUGAGAAACUUAACAUGGCAAAUGUUAAGUAGCUGAAAGGCUUGGUUACAUAUAUAUUUUUUGUUUAGGAUAUUCUGGGAUAUUAUUGCAUAGACAACCCCGACCAUUUAAUGGAAAUCUAUGUAAGAAGCACAAAAGUCUUCUGAGAAGAGCGAGGAGGAAACUCAGGCUGAGUAAGAAACUACACUCCUGGGGACCUACUAGACUGUCCAAUGGGCAGUUUUCUCCAGACCAUUGCUCCCCUUCCCAACACCUCACAGCUGACAAAAAUUAGUGCUGUUGUUGGAAAUUAUGGAAGCAUUUGGGUUUCCAAAUUAUACAGGUGUCUUGAUAUAAACGUAGAAUGGCAGAAAUGCUUUUGAAAAUGCCUAUUUUAACAUGAAAUUGUUUUUAUAAUUUGAUUUUAGUACUAAAUAAAUGAUCAGCUUUGCCUAUGA